AUGACUAGUGAACGAUGGAAGAACGAUAUCGCAUAUGCGAUGACCCCUUUCAAAUUGUUAACAUGGCACAUUGGUGUCUGGCCGCUUCAAAAUUAUAAUGUCUAUUCUCUAAUACGAUGCUUUUUUGUCAUUUGUUGCUUGAGCCUAAUGAUGAUCUUACUUUCCAUUGAGAUUUACAUGGAUUGCACUGACGCGGAGGACAACGUGGACUCUCUUAUGUUGAUUUCUUGCGGAAUACUCGGUGUGAUAAAGAUUUUAUGGUUUCGCAUUUACGCAAACAAUCUGACUAAUAAUUAUCGUUCUGCUUUGAACGAUUACUUGACGAUUCAAGAUAUGAAAGAGCGGACUACUAUGCGAAAACACGCUUUUGUAGGGAGGAUACUUUGCUGUUGCAUGUUGUCCUUUUCUUAUAUUAGUUGUACGAUAUAUGGGCUGAUCCCUCUUUUUCGCAAUAAUCAAAAUAUAACAAAUCAAAACAUCGAAUUAAAGUACACUAUACCAUCCAGAUGCGCUUUGGAAUAUCUUCAUGCACCAUUAAGCAUUUAUUCAUAUAGGUUUAUCUGCGUAAUGGAAGCUUUAUUAAUGAUGCUAACGAGUACCACUAAUCACGGUAACGACUCUUUGUUUCUUAACAUUACAUUACAUGUUUGUGGUCAAGUCGAAAUUUUGAAGACCAGAUUUCUCAACUUUGAUAAUACAGAACCGCAAGUCUAUGAACGCUUCAAUGCAUUAAUUCAGAGGCACAGUUACUUGAUAAGGAUGGCGAGAGAACUCGCCGAUAUGAUUAGCUUUGUCUUGCUAAUACAAUUAUUUAUUAUUAGUAUGCAAUUAUGUAUAACAGGAUUUCAGUUUAUCUUAGCCUUGAAAGUCAAUGACGCUGCUAUGGCAGGGAAAAGCUUGAUGGUGCAGUUUACAUUCUUAUCGCAAUUAACGCUAUAUAGUUUUAUCGGUGAUUAUCUGAGAUUGCAAAUGGAAGAAGUAGGACUUUCUAUCUAUCAAAACGCUUGGUAUAACUUUCCUACAAAACUGAUGAAAAAUUUGAUUUUUGUCAUUAUGCGGACAGAAUAUCCUGUCGCUUUGUAUGCUGGCAAUUUUGUAGUAAAUUUAUCAACCUACAUGAGCAUUUUAAAAGCCUCUAUUUCAUAUCUGUCUGUACUUCGUGUAAUGGUGGAAAUAUAA
Molecule: messenger RNA, 1179 nt
Organism: Cataglyphis hispanica
Lineage: Eukaryota; Metazoa; Arthropoda; Insecta; Hymenoptera; Formicidae
Exons: 4
Coding region: 1-1179 (392 amino acids)
Biological process (GO): sensory perception of smell; detection of chemical stimulus involved in sensory perception of smell
Cellular component (GO): plasma membrane
Molecular function (GO): odorant binding; olfactory receptor activity
Source: RefSeq, a predicted model, not a curated record